AUGCUGAUCGUUUUGAGGAAUGGUUUCACAACAAUUUUCAAAGGCUCAUUAAAUCUGUCGUACAGUAAAAUGGGUGAACUGAUGAAAACUGGCGAGUUUUUCAUGAUUUAUUCUGAAGUUCCUAAUAUGAGUGAGUACAAUGCUGAGUAUGCAUCAAAGCUCUCUACUAAUAGGAAAGGCUCACCAGAUGAUGACACCACAAGCAGUGGCCAGGGAGGUAAUAGCAUUGUCAGACGAUCACAUUCAACAACGAGCAUUCACCGACCAGUGAAACGGCCACCACCACUUCAAGGACAUUUUCGACGCGAUAAUACCCUUAACAGAACUGCAAAAAACUCUUGA
Molecule: messenger RNA, 342 nt
Organism: Thelazia callipaeda (thelaziosis nematode)
Lineage: Eukaryota; Metazoa; Nematoda; Chromadorea; Rhabditida; Thelaziidae
Source: the annotation of a GenBank genome assembly